AACGUUGAAAACAGUGUGUCUCUCUCUCUUUCUCUUUCUUCAAAGUUCAAAGCAUAUUAAGCUGACCAAACCAAAGACCAUUCUUCUGUCUCAAUUGCUGGCAUUAUCAUCAUCUUAUUUUGCAAGCCAUUCCCUUGCAUCAAAAGUUUCAAAAUUUCCAAUCUGAACAUUCUAAAGACCCUUUCUUUUUAUUUUAUUAUUAUUUUUAUCCCUUUUUCUACUUCGUUACGAUUAGAAUUUCAGAUCUUUGCAUUUUCUGCUUAUAAUUCCGAGGCUGGUUUAUUGCUAGCACCGUCAACAUCCUCUCAUGGCCCGUCGCUACGACAGUAACCCCUUCGAUGAAGAAGAAGUAAAUCCCUUCUCUGAUCCAGCUGUAAGGGGAAAACAAUCAAGCCAAUCAAAUUACAGCGGGGGUGCAUUUUACACUACAAAUCCUGGAAGUGUUGCCCCUGCCACCAACUCAAGGCUAGCACCUCUUAAUCCUGAACCUGCUGAUUAUAACUAUUUUGGUGCGACAGUUGAUAUACCUCUUGAUCCAUCAACGGAUUUGAAAAAGAAGGAAAAGGAACUCCAAGCCAAGGAGGCUGAAUUGAGAAGAAGGGAACAGGAAGUCAGGCGGAAAGAAGAAGCUGCAGCACGAGCUGGUAUUGUUCUUGAGGAGAAGAAUUGGCCACCAUUUUUUCCAAUUAUCCAUCAUGAUAUCGCUAAUGAAAUUCCAAUUCAUCUUCAAAGACUGCAAUAUGUUGCAUUUACUUCACUGUUAGGAUUAGUGUUAUGCCUCACAUGGAAUACUGUAUCUGUCACUGCAGCUUGGAUUAAGGGAGAAGGUGUGAAAAUAUGGUUUCUUUCUAUUAUCUACUUCAUAGCAGGGGUUCCUGGAGCAUAUGUCCUGUGGUAUCGCCCAUUAUAUCGUGCUUUUAGGACUGAUAGCGCUUUCAAGUUUGGAUGGUUUUUCUUGUUUUACCUGCUUCACCUAGGGUUCUGUAUCUUAGCUGCAGUCGCUCCUCCCAUAGUUUUCAAAGGAAAAUCCCUGACAGGCAUUCUUGCAGCCAUAGAUGUGGUGGGCGACCAUGCUGUAGUUGGGAUUUUCUACUUUAUUGGAUUUGGAUUAUUCUGCCUGGAAACUUUGGUCAGCAUAUGGGUUAUUCAGCAAGUAUAUAUGUACUUCCGCGGCAGUGGUAAGGCGGCAGAGAUGAAGCGUGAGGCUGCAAGAAGUGCAAUGAGGGCUGCAAUAUGAUAAAUCACCUUGAAGAUGAGCAGUAUGGAUACGCUAUGUUUGGAUUGCUUUUGUAAAUUACUAGCCACAGAAAUUGCAGAUAAAAAUAUUUUACUGAGGUGAUUUUUGUUUUUUGUUGUUUCUCUUUUGUCUGAAACAGACUACUGGUUCAUGUGGUUUUUUUAUGUAUACUAUAAGCAGAAAGCGUAGUCAUUCAGUGGUUGGUAGAAACGUGCUACAAUUUAUUGAGUUGAUCCUCUAUAUAUAGUUUUGGUUCUGUCUUCUUAUUC
Abrus precatorius (Indian licorice) is the source of this 1506-nucleotide messenger RNA. Its product is annotated as secretory carrier-associated membrane protein. The record is from RefSeq and is a predicted model, not a curated record. Gene Ontology annotation, cellular component: trans-Golgi network membrane; recycling endosome membrane. The transcript is spliced from 13 exons. Gene Ontology annotation, biological process: protein transport. Bases 308 to 1237 code for a protein of 309 amino acids. Lineage: Eukaryota; Viridiplantae; Streptophyta; Magnoliopsida; Fabales; Fabaceae.